GGCGGCGGCCGCUCCCCCGGCUCGGGCGAGGAAAUGAUCUAAGAGGAAACCUGGGCCGCGCCGGGGCAGCAGCGGGCCGCGGCGGCGGGGCCGGGACGCCCCGGCGAUGCCGCUGCGCUCGGCGGCCGCUCUGCGCAGCGCCGGCGGCCGCAGGACCGAGCGGGGGCGGCGCGGCAGGGACCGCUGCUAGCACGCCCGCACCUCGCCCCGGAGCCGGCCAGCCAUGGGCGAGACGGGCAAAGAGGAGUACAGGAUACAGUCGUUCGACGCCGAGACUCAGCAGCUGCUGAAGACGGCUCUCAAAGACCCCGGCAGCGUGGACCUGGAGAAAGUGGCCAAUAUCAUAGUGGACCAGUCCCUGCAAGACUGCGUGUUCAGCAGGGAGGCAGGGCGCAUCUGCUACACCAUCAUCCAGGCGGAGAGCAAGCAGGUCGGCCAGAGCGUCUUCCGGAGGAGCCUGCUGAACCGGCUGCAGCAGGAGUACAAGGCCAGGGAGGAGCUGCGCAGCCGCUCGCUCCAGGCCUGGAUCUGCUACGUCACCUUCAUCUGCAACAUCUUCGACUACCUGAGGGUGAACAACAUGCCCAUGAUGGCCCUGGUGAACCCGGUUUACGACUGUCUCUUCCGGCUGGCGCAGCCCGACAGCCUGCGCAAGGAGGAGGAGGUGGACUGCUUGGUCCUGCAGCUGCAUCGCAUCGGCGAGCAGCUGGAGAAGAUGAACUCCCAGCGGAUGGAUGAGCUCUUCUCCCUCCUCCGAGAUGGCUUCCUCCUGCAGGAAGGGCUCAGCUCCCUGUCCCAGCUCCUGCUGCUGGAGAUCAUCGAGUUUCGAGCUGCUGACUGGAAGAUGACAGAUGCGGCCCAGAAAUACUAUUACAGCGAAGUGACGGAUUAACCCCUCUGCAGCAGAGCGGCGAGAUGUCCCCAGCACUUUCACCAGCAAGCUUCAUACCAAGUUUGAAUUUCUUUUCAUGUUAAUGUUUUUCUAGCACUUCCUGUUAAUAGGGUUUAUACUGGCUAGAGCCUCUGUGCACGUAACUGCCAGGCUGUAACUGGUGCUAGACUGACCUUGGAGGCUUGGUAAGGUGGGAAGGGCAGGGCACAACCCAGCAGCCCAGCAAGUUCUUCCACUGGUUUGCUCUAAUUAUGGGCCAAUGCUAGCAAAGGGCAAGAAAGGCUUCUAGUUUAAACCAGCAUUUUAUACAAGCAUUAAGAAAAGCACAGUUUAAGCUGAGAGCAUUUUGGUUUACCUAAGAGCUAGCAGAGCUGAGGGAGGCAGAGGGGAAAUUUUACAGCUCACAGUCCCUGGACUAGGUUCCACCUGCUUCUUCGGGACAAGUCGUGAAAAAUACUGUGGUCAGACACCUCGCAAACAACGCAACCAAGUGCUGUUUUUCCCCAGACUCUCUCCAGCGUGCUGGCUGUACCUGCAUGCAACACAGCCUCCACCAUGGGCCACCAGCCACCAACACCCAUCACAGGGCAGCCUGCAGCAGGACAGGUCCCUCAGCACAAGUAGCUAGAAACAGAUUUUAUAAGUUUUAUACAGUAAUUGCUAUGUUUUUGCAAAUUUUAGUGAGUUUCAUAAGAAACAUACUGUAUUUGAGAAUGGGAGAGAAAGAAAAGAAACAAAAUAGUUUAUUGAAGUUUUUUUCUAAUAAAAGUCUUCUGCUAACGUG
This is a messenger RNA of Dromaius novaehollandiae (emu), 1676 nucleotides long. It is a transcript of the gene MIF4GD, whose product is annotated as MIF4G domain containing. Gene Ontology annotation, biological process: regulation of translational initiation. The record is from RefSeq and is a predicted model, not a curated record. The coding region runs from base 224 to 892 and encodes 222 amino acids. Gene Ontology annotation, cellular component: cytosol. Lineage: Eukaryota; Metazoa; Chordata; Aves; Casuariiformes; Dromaiidae. The transcript is spliced from 6 exons. Gene Ontology annotation, molecular function: protein binding; translation activator activity; RNA binding.